This is a messenger RNA of Exophiala dermatitidis NIH/UT8656, 5043 nucleotides long. Its product is annotated as rho guanine nucleotide exchange factor (GEF) 4. Bases 468 to 4157 code for a protein of 1229 amino acids. The transcript has 3 exons. Gene Ontology annotation, biological process: intracellular signal transduction. NCBI's taxonomy places the organism in Eukaryota, Fungi, Ascomycota, Eurotiomycetes, Chaetothyriales, Herpotrichiellaceae. Gene Ontology annotation, molecular function: guanyl-nucleotide exchange factor activity. The record is from RefSeq and is a predicted model, not a curated record.
CCAAGUUCCCAUACAGUACGUUCCCAUACAACUGAUUCCAAUACCAGGGCCAUUUGCCAACUGCAUGACAUUAUUCUACGAUAUCCCCAACUCAUAUCCUUCUUUCUCUGCUCUGUUCCUGCUGGCAUGGAGAGAGCAUGACUUUGCGCAACAACAUAAGUGAUCGCAGCCGUCACACCCACUUCCUUCACGCACGACGAUUGACCCAAUUUUAAAGAUCAGACGCCCUCAUCCACCCCUGUUACCGAACUCCAGGCACCGUCUGCCUGUGUACAAGAACUACUUAGGAGCCUGGUGUCUGGGUCCGCGAAGAACAAGACCAAAGCCCAAAAGGGCUGAGCCGAACCGUGCCUGCGGCCUAUUACUCAACAACCCCUACCGAUCGCAUCCCGCCUUGCUCGAUGCACGUCCAGUGACAUCCACCCCGUCUUCAAGGCUGUUCAUCAUCUGCUAUCUCUUGACUGAGCAUGGCAGCCUAUGGUGCGCCGGACCCUCGCUAUCAUGGUGCUCGCGCCACGAGUCAUAGCGGCUCAGCCGACCAUCAAAGAGAUGCUGCGUUCCAUAACAUCUUCGGAGGUGCGCCGCCUCCUGGAAGAUCUCAGACUAUGACGACUCAGUCUGCAAACAUGAUGUACGAUCGCAGCCCAAGCAUGAGCUCGGCGACACAGGCUCCACACACAAUGUCUAUGAGGCAGGGGCCUCCGGCACCGAUUCGACACAUGCCUCCAACUUAUGAUCGGACAAACGGCAUAGCACCCGGACAGCCAUACAUGAAUGGCAUGGUUGGGCCGAGGGUAGGGCCGCACAACCCUGCACCUACGUUUCCAGAUCGCAGACCCUAUCCUCCACCUCAGCGAAUCGAUCCUCGGACAGGAGGACCGCCAUCUAUGCCCAUCGGGCCAUAUGAUCGUAAGCCAGUACCGAAUCGUAUGCCGCCACCGGCGCUCAACAAUGAUGGGUACCGCUCGCGUUCCAUGGUAAGACCUGGGGAGCCUACGAUGGGUUAUACUAGGACACCUCCGAGCAGUUUCCAACAGGGAACCGCCGGGGCCUUCAGACAACAGCCAUAUGCAGCAAUGGGGCCGUCGAGGACGACAGCACAAGGCAGGCAUAUACCCGAACGGCCAGAUGAUAAUAGAGCAAUGUCUAUGGGGUCAUACUCCUUGGAUCGUGACCAGACACAACAUCUGACAAGUGGAAGAGUUGUACCUGGGCGUUUGCGUGAACCAGAGUCAGACCCCUUUGCCGAUCGGACUUCUCUGAACGGCUCUUUCAGCUCAUCCACCUCACCCGGCUACAGCCAAGUGCCGCAAUCCCGUCGCCCGAGUGAAAUGAAUGGUCCUGCACGCGCCGUAUCUGCGGCCUCUGCCACCUCUGCAACCUCAGUUUCGUCUGACUUGACCAAUACCACCAUGAAUGGAUCCCGAAGCGAUAGCAUGAGGAACCGACCCACACCCACGGCUCACUCAUCAAACCAGAGUCAGUCGACGGCGGUUGUCCAACGAAAGUCGCCUCUGGUCUAUCCUGCCCUUCUUUCGCGUGUGGCCAGUGCAUUCCAGGAAAGAAUCGGUGUGGGCGACCGCACCAAGAACGAUCUUUCUUACAAAAAUGCCUUCACGGGUGCGGAGGCCGUUGACCUAAUUGCUUACAUCAUCAAGACAACCGACCGCAACCUGGCUCUCCUUUUGGGCCGAGCGCUCGAUGCUCAGAAGUUCUUCCACGAUGUCACUUACGAGCACCGCCUGAGAGAUGCUCCUGGAGAAGUUUACCAGUUUCGCGAGACGAUGGGGGAAGAGGCGUCGUCCAAAGAUGUUAACGGUGUUUUCACACUGCUGACGGAAUGCUAUUCCCCGACCUGUACCAAAGAUCAGCUCUGUUACUCCAUUGCUUGCCCUAGGCGACUUGAACAGCAGGCCCGGCUGAAUCUGAGACCUCAGCCUGGACUGCGACACUCAAACUCCAGGGGUAGUUUACAUGGAGAUGACGACCAGGAACAAAAACUGUGGAUCAACAGCGUGCCCAAGGAGGUCGCGGAUAAACUGGAUGACCGAGAAAAGAAGAGACAAGAGGUCAUCUCCGAGAUAAUGUAUACCGAGCGAGAUUUCGUCAAAGACUUGGAGUACCUGAGAGACUUCUGGAUAAGACCGCUUCGCGGGUCUGGUCCGGGACCGUCCCCGAUCAAAGAGGAAAAGAGAGAAAAGUUUGUCCGCACAGUGUUUGGCAACUGCCUCGAGGUUCUUGCUGUCAAUGGGAGAUUCGCCGAGGAAUUGUCCAAGAGGCAAAAGGAGCAGCAUGUGGUCCACACCAUCGGUGAUGUCUUCUUGAAAUGGGUGCCUCAAUUCGACCCGUUCAUCAAAUACGGCGCGAAUCAAAUGUACGGUAAGUACGAAUUUGAGAAGGAGAAGGGAGCAAACCCGGCCUUUGCGCGCUUCGUGGACGAAACCGAGCGACUCAAGGAAUCAAGGAAGCUGGAACUGAACGGUUACCUGACCAAGCCGACCACGCGGCUGGCCAGAUAUCCACUUCUUCUUGACAACGUCUUGAAGUACACCAAAGACGACAACCCUGACAAAAAGGACAUACCCAAAGCUAUUGGCCUCAUCAAGGAUUUCCUGGCCCGUGUCAAUGCCGAAAGUGGCAAAGCCGAGAAUCACUUCAAUCUCCUCCAACUCAACCAACAGUUGAAGUGGAACCCAGGAGAAUACACGGAUCUCAAAUUGACGGAAGAGAACCGGGUGAUCCUCACCAAGAUGAGUUUCAAGAAGAGUCCCACAGACACUGCCGAAGUGCAGGUGUAUCUUUUCGACCAUGCGGUGCUUAUGUGUCGAGUCAAGAAUGUGAACAAGCGAGAAGAGCUUCGAGUGUACCGAAAGCCGAUUCCAUUGGAGCUCCUAGUCAUUGCCGAAAUGGACCAAGUAAUUCCACGUCUGGGAAUUGCGAAACGGCCCUCAUCUAGCCUGAUCCCUGGGGCCAAAUCCUCCACGUCCAGUGCACCGGGCCAGAAAGAGGUGUACCCGAUAACAUUCCGUCAUCUCGGAAAGGGAGCCUACGAGCUGCAGCUCUACGCCACGUCGAUCACGCAACGUAAGAAGUUCAUUGAGUUGGUGGAGGAACAACAACGGAAACUCCGAGAGCGAAGCAGCAAUUUCUACACCAAAACGAUUCUGUGUGAAGGGUUCUUCAAUGCUCAAAACCGGGUCAACUGUCUUGUGCCAACUGAUGGAGGUCGCAAGCUGAUUUAUGGGACGGACAAUGGGAUUUACAUUGCUGACCGUUGGCCCAAGGACAAGUCAAGCAAGCCGAAACGUAUUCUAGAUGCGACCCAAGUUUCCCAAAUUGAUACCCUUGAAGAAUAUCGACUUCUUCUGGUACUGUCGAACAAGACUCUCACCUCUUAUCCAUUCGAGGCAUUGGAUGCCAAUAACCAGAACCCUCUCGCCACUCGGCCGCGCAAGAUCCAGGGGCAUGCCAAUUUCUUCAAGGCGGGCAUUGGCUUGGGAAGACAUCUAGUGUGCUCAGUCAAGACAUCAGCGCUUUCGACCACCAUCAAGGUGUACGAACCCAUGGACGAUCUUACUAAGGGUAAGAAGAAGCCUACCAUCAGCAAGAUGUUCGCCAGUGGGCAGGAUGCUCUCAAGCCGUUCAAGGAAUUUUACAUACCCGCAGAGUCCACGUCUGUGCAUUAUCUCCGGUCGACACUAUGUGUGGGCUGUGCACGAGGUUUCGAGGUGGUAUCCUUGGAGACCACUGAACGGCAGUCUCUGUUAGAUCAGGCAGACACGUCGCUGGACUUUGUCACUCGCAAAGAAAACGUCAAGCCUAUCCACAUUGAGCGGUUGAACGGCGAAUUCCUGCUCAACUACUCGGAUUUUAGCUUCUUUGUCAAUAGAAAUGGCUGGCGAGCCCGGCCGGACUGGAAAAUCACCUGGGAGGGCACGCCACAGGCGUUCGCGUUGAAUUACCCCUACAUUCUCGCGUUCGAACCCAGCUUUAUCGAGAUUAGGCAUAUUGAGACGAGCGAAUUGAUUCACGUCAUGACGGGCAAGAAUGUCAGAAUGCUUCAUUCGAGCACACGAGAGAUUUUGUACGCAUACGAAGACGAAAAUGGCGAGGAUGUCAUUGCUAGUCUUGAUUUCUGGACCCAGGCACAAGUUUGAGGAGGGAUGAAUGUCCAGGGGUUCAAGUCAAGUUUGGAAAGUCUCGGGGGGCCAGAGAGGAUCUAAUUCCGUUUAAACGCCCUUUUGCCUUGUGGAAGGCAGGGCAAGGGAUGACGCUUUGCCAGCUUGCUUCACUGUGAGUUCAUCGUCAAAAACAAUACAUGCUUGGAGAGAACAUGAACUGUCAGUUUGCGCGCCACCCAUAUUGCAUGCAUGUCAUCGCGCCAAUUCGGCUUCACCCAAGGGGCAAGGGAGGGGAAAGCAAGACAACAAACGUGUGACGAUGUAAGCUUGCAAACAGACUAGACCAGGCCAGGGCUCGGAGUGCGAGGAAGGAAAGGAAGCUGCGGCAGUCCUGCCAGCCGAGCGAUCCCUUGACUGAACCUGGCACUCUUAGAUCCUAAGCCUAGGUUAGGGCUGCGGGCCGCGCGGUGGGAGUGCAAGUUGCGUUUGUCCAUCUCGUUCGCAGAGCAGAAAUGCGGAUUUUCUUGAUUUUGUUUCACUUUCACUUCUUACUACCUAUCUACCUACCUACCUACUAGGUACCUUGGAGCAUCUACCUACGUUGUUGGUCCUUGCUGGCCUGUGUCUGGGUUGGGUCGGGUUGGGCCGGGGGCGAGGCCGAAGCUGCAAAGAAUUUACGCAAGCGAGAGAAUCGAGAAUACGAGGAAUCAAAGUCAGGACACGAACUUGGAAUGGAAUCGAAUUGAAUGAUGAAGCCCAAUUUUGGACUUAAAGUACAAACAACAUUGUAGUGAUUGUCAAACAUUGAAUCUCCAGUACCGGUCCACGAUCCACGACCCAGCCUCCAAGUUGUGUGUGUGAAACCUCCUCCUGAGGACUACCUAUGUACAGUAUGAUCUGCUUAACGAACUUAUAACUUGAA